GCGCAGCUCGAGCUAACCCCUCCUCGAGCUCUGUCAGCGCAUCAUACUCAAACGCUGAUAUCAUUUAGAAGGUUCCCAUAAGUUUGCGGCAGGAGAACGGCGGCUACUUUGGAUAUAAUAUCUUUUUUGCUUUUUCAGCUGUUACUCCAGUUAAGGACUAUACCGAACAGCUCUGGUGAGAGUUGGCGAUGGAAUUUGAAUGAAAGCAAACGUUUUCUCAUGUUGGACUUACUGAAACAAAGGGAAAACUGAACUGUAGCCAUCGUUACAUUUUUUUUGAAGACGCUAAGAGCUGUGUUCAGUAUGCUGUGGUUAAAUCUGAUGCAGUCGGCUGUCAUUGUUGGAUGUCUUCAUUGCAUCGUAAAAGGUUUUGUGCUGAGUGGAACCCCUCAUCUUCCUGUUGAGAACUACCAUUAUGAGUUAGUGCCCAACCACCUCAACUGGAAUGCAACACUACAGGUUUGCGCCCAGAAAUCUGGAGCUCUGGCCAGGGUCUCCAGUGACAUUGAGAACCGACAGCUGACCAAGUUUCUGCAGUCCCUCAACAUCACUCAGCCUGUCUGGAUUGCAGGGAAAGUCAUGACACAAAUAAAUGAUUUUCAGAUGUCCCCAAUGUCACACUCCUUCAUUCUGCAGUUCUCGGGGCACUCCGACCGGAAGUCGGCUCGCCUGCUGCGCGCCUUCCCCCCUAUGAAUGCAGUGACCGUAUGCUCCCAGGUCCUCUUUGAACUCGGUUGCCAUGGAGUUUCCACUGUGUUCUCUUAUUCCAUAAGCUCAUUCGCUAACGAGUUCCAGCUCCAGGCCCAGGUUCCGCUUCUGGAGAGGGGGGCGGCUAUCCAGUUCACCCUGCUGGUUCACGGCAAUGUGGGCUUAUCGGUGGCGGCGCUCCAGAACGAUGGGGCAUGGCAUUCAGUGUGUGUGAGCUGGAGCUCCGACAAGGGGAACUGGGAAAUCUGGACAGAUGGGCAGCUUGUGGAUCUGGGCCACGGGCUGUACCCUGGUGAGGACAUAGGAGGCGAUGGCGUCUUCAUUGUCGGCCAGGGGCAAGAAGGUGACGGGUAUGGAAAAAGGUUCCGGAGUGGCGAGUCCUUGUGUGGCAGUGUGACGCAGCUGCACGUUUGGGACCGGGCGCUGGACAGCAUCGAAAUCCAAACCAUGGAAAAGGAGUGCUCACCCAUCUCCCCUGGCCUGCUUUAUAAGUGGAGCGCCUCGGCCCUGGAAAUUGAGCCCUCUCUGAAGAAUUACUGGGGGAACUCCCCGUGUCAAGGGAAUAGCAGCCUGCUCGCCAGCCAGCUGUUAGUCCCUCAGUUGGAGACGAGCUGGCAGUAUCAAAACUUCUCUGCGCAGACAGUCCUCUUUCCCAACACAGGGGCUUGUGUGACCAUAGAUCCAAUGAGUGGCGGCUGGGGAUUGGAUAUGUGUCAGAGUCACAAAGUGGGCGUCUGCCAGGUUCUGAAAUCUGGGCUGGACGUCUUUCCAAGGACUGAUUUGUUCUCAAAAGCGAUUGAGGAGAUUUACUUCAACUCCUCGGCGGCCACGGAUCUCUCCAGACUCAGUGACCUCAUCGCCGUGCUCCUUGGGGUCCUGGAGACCGGUCCGGGUGUGGUGAUGCCAAUAGAUGUGCUGCACCUCACUCAGAUGAUCGAGCGCGCUGCCUCCACCCAGAUCUACACUGCCAAUGCCUCACGCGAGGCUGUCGUAUCCUUAGCGACAGACUAUCUGAGGCUUGCGAGUGAGAUGAUCACCCCAGACAUGGCAGCCCAGUGGAUGGACUCCCCUGAGGGUGAAGCUUCCCCCAAGCCAUUCACAAUAAUACAAAGCAUUGACAAGCUGACGUGGGCACUAGCUGAUGUGCUAUGGAAAGAGGGCAAAAGUUUUACUAUUUCAACCAAAAACAUUGAUGUGCACCUGGAGCCGCGCAAGUUAACUCAGAUGAGCUGUAGCUGUGUGUACAAGCCAUCUGCGUUUGGCAGCCAGAGCAGUAAAAGCCAGGAUGAGAUCCUCAUACCCGACACAGAGGUGCAGAGACUCCAUGCUCUCGGCCACAGGGAUGUGAUGUUCAUCCACACCUACUACAGCCACCUCAAAGACCUUGAGACAGACGAGCAGCAGACUCACUCAUCGGAAGAAGUGAAAAGUGGCCAAAGUCCCCAAACAGGUCAUUUGUCUUCUGCGGUUAUCUCCGCCACUGUUCGAGAUGUCUCCAAAUCAGCAAACGUACCGGUGUCUGUCCACUACACCCUGUCCGCCCCAGGCGUGGUGGAGUAUUCACGGCUGGUCACACCCAUGUGCGUGUUCUGGAAUUUCAGCCUGAUGGCCAGUAGCCAGGCCUCCAGCUGGUCCACUGAAGGCUGCCGGGUGACCCAGUCGGAUUCCACUGGCACAGCCUGCUUCUGCAACCACACCACCAACUUUGCAGUCCUCAUGAAUUACUUGGAGGCAACGUGGAGCCCACAGGAGCAGAGUAUUUUGACUAAGCUGACAUUCAUUGGCUCCGGGGCGUCACUCUGUGCACUGAUGGUGACCUUGAUGCUGUUUACUGUGCUGGAUAUUCCCAAGUCUGAUCGGACAUCUAUCCACAAGAAUCUGUUCAUUGCUCUUACCUGUGCACAGGUAGUGCUUCUCUGCAGUGGCUCAGCUAUCAACAACAAGGUGGCCUGCACGCUCGUGGCGGCCCUGCUGCAUCUUUUCUUCAUGGCAGCCUUCAGCUGGAUGCUGGUAGAGGGGCUGCUGCUCUGGAGCAAAGUGGUGACGGUCAACCUGAGCGAGGACCGACACAUGAAAUACUACUACCUCAUUGGCUGGGGUCUACCCGUUGUCAUAGUCACCAUCACGCUGGCGUCGGCCUCAGGGAGGUACGCCGCGGACGGACACUGCUGGCUGAGUGUGCAGAACGGGGUCAUCUGGGGCUUCGCCGGACCCGUCAUCUUCAUCAUCAUGGUGAACAUCAUGGUGUUGGCCCGUGUGGUGGGGAUCACCAUCACCACGGCUAAGAGGAGGUCUCUGAUGAUGGCUGUCAACAGCAGUCCCAUGGAGCAGGCCUACGAGCAGAUCCGGGCGGCCGUGAAAGCGGUGCUGGUGCUUCUGCCAAUCCUGGGUCUGACCUGGCUGUGUGGGGUGCUCGUGCCCUUCUCCAUAGUCAUGGCAUACAUCUUUGUGAUCCUCAACUCUCUGCAGGGUCUCUUCAUCUUCCUGAUCUAUGGGGUCUACAACACAGAGGUCCGCAGCACAGUCAACCGAAUCAAGGAAAGAAGGAAGGCCCUUAACUUCUCUAACUGUGCCAGCUCCCGACCGUCCAGCUCCAUCACCAGCUCUCGGCCUGGCAGCUCCCCAGCCGCCGGGCCCCAGGGCCUGGGCGCGCCCCUCUCCUCCCACUGUGACAGCACCAGCCUGGAGGGGGAGAGCGCCACCUACACCAGCCGGAGUGAGUAGCUUAGCCCCCCCUCCACCCCCCCACCCCCCAGAGGCUUCCCUCUCACCCACUGACAGCCCCCCUAAGAUGAGUGGGAAAGGGGGGAGUGGGUUAUAAGGGAGAUGGGGGAAGACGAGGGGAGAGAAUUUAAGGGGAGACCCACAGCCCAUGUGUUUCAAAAGGUUAAUAGGCAGGAACUCAAAACUUGUUUUGGUCGGGUCCUGUUAACAAUGAUGCAUACAAAUCUUUUAUGUUUAAUUUUACUUUUAAACACGGACGUGAUGCCCUUCUUUUAUGUUAGAGUGAAUGUGUAAUAUGGAACAUGGAGCGUAACUAUGUGUGAAUGAUUUGAACACCAUCACCUCCAAACCUCCUGCUUUAGAUUACAAGAAAACAGAAACAAACUUGAGGCCAUGCCCAGAUCACAGAUGUGUGAUUAUUUUCAGAAAGUUGAUAGUACAUGGAUUGGUUUGUGACGGCGGUGGCUUUUGUGUAUAUUCUGCAUGUGUGUGUGUGUGUGUGUGUGUGUGUGCAUGUCUGCAUGUGUCUGUAUGGUGUGUGUGUGUGUGUUGGAUGCAAAUCUGUCAUGAAUUACGAUCAGAGGCAGGAGUAGCAAUUGGCAGGGAGGGUGAACUCCAACAUGACAAGCCCUCGGUUACAGUCUAACAUUCUCCAGAUCCCACUGAGUGAAUCGUUUCAAUCUUGUUUUCUGACCCUCAUAUUAUUGACUCGCUUCAAAGUGAUGAAGGAAGGGAGAGAGGAGAGAGAGGGAGUGUGUGUCUGAGAUAGAGAGAGCCAGAGAGCCAGAUGGGAGUUUAGGAGGAAGAAAAUGUACAUGAGUGACAGCCACAGCAUGAAACCAGGUGGAACUGGGACAACUCAACCAUAUUCUUCCUCAUUCAUUUAUGGUAUCUGUUGUGUCACUUGUGUCACUCCUCUCUCUAAGACCAAAGCCUUCCUCACCACCCUCUUAGAUGUCGUUCAUUUUCUGUAUGUGGUUUUACUAAAUGUGUGUGUGUGUGUGUGUGUGUGUGUGUGUGUGUGUGUGUGUGUGUGUGUGUGUGUGUGUGUGAACAAUGCCUAAUAUCCUUACAAAGUGAUGAUAUGAGUAUUAACUGCAUCUGUGUGUGUGUGUGUGUUUGAGAGUAUGUUAUUGUGUGUGAUGUUCAUGAGUGUAUGUACACAGAGGAUAUGGAUGUGCUUGUGUAGAUGAGCUUCAUGCAAGUUUAUGCAUGUGUGUUAUACUAACAUUUAGUCUCCUUACAGUUCACUCAUUAACAUCUCAAGCCAAGGGGAAAAAUAACCAGCUUUAAAUGCUUUCUUUUACUUCUGUAUCUCAAUCAGCCAGAGGCUAGUGAAGCGCAGCACAGAAACCGGUUACAGAAAGAAGGAGAGGAGUGAAGAAUGAAAAAAAGAGAAAGGCCGCGUGUGUGACAGAGAGAGAAAAAAACCGCACAGAAAUAUUGAUCGUCAGGGGGUAUUAUCCACCCCAUUACUCAGCCGAUCGCACCUCCUCUCAUCCCCACGCUAACUGCAUGCAAAUGGGGCCGAGGCGGCAGUAACGUGCUGGGGCCCGGGGCAUGAUUGAGCGGAGCGUGGGCCCCGGUGUGUGAGCGUCAGGGCCAGACUGUGCACGUGUGUGUGUUUGUGUGUGUGUGUGUGUGUGUGUGUGUGUGUGUGUGGAGUCGAGCGCUGCUAUAUGCAGAUGCCGUUGCGAGACUCUCCGGCACAAGUGCUGUAACUAAUCAUUCUGACGAGACACGCGCCAUGCCGGUAAUGCCAUGCAAACUCGCGCAAUGAUGGAAUAUUUGUUUUUAAUACCAGGGCGAUUUUUUAAGAACCGUCAACGUCGGUUGGAGGGGAAUGGAAGUGUGUGUGUAUGGGGGUGGAGGGUCCUUAUAAAACAUUGAGGGAUUUGUGAAACUACAUAGAAAGAGAGAGAGAGAGAGAGAGAGAGAGACCCAAGAACCCAGUCAGUGGCAGCAUCUGUAGGUCCAUGUGAGGGCCUGGCAUUGUGGCAAACAGAUGGCUUUCACUUCACAAUAAACAGCUCCACAGCUCCUAACUGAUUGCUGUGUCUGUUAUGUACAAGGUCAAGUCAUUCUUUAAACGCGGCAAGAAAGAGGAGAAAAUGGGGAAAAGACUCAACCGCGGUUAUGGGCGUCUUUGAUCAAUUUUUCCCUUAACUCCUUAGGGAGAGGGCGUCUGCAUUAGCCAAUAGCAACAAAAGAGAUGGCGGUGAUGAACGGAAAGGACAAGUGAUUGUUCAAUCUUUAUUUUGUGCCGUAUUGAUCGGAUCUGUAGGCCUGGAUCUGAAAAAUCUAUUUUACUUUCUAUGAAGCAUAUCGAAUUAGCUAUGUCUCUGCUGAACAUAGAGGUUGAAGGUCAAGUGGCAACUAUGUGUGCUUGAAUUGUCAAGAAGUUUCUGCUCAUUUCUUACCACUGUAUUUUUUGCCCGGCCAUUUUUCUUUUGCUUUUCUUGGACGGAAUGUGGACCUUAUUGUCAUUGUUUAAUUUACCUACGCUCACCUUUUUGUUUCACACUCAGAGGGAAUGUCAGGCUGAAAUACCACCAAUUCUAGCCAUAAUUUUAUAAGGCCUCUCUUGAAAUGUCCUCUUUUUUUGGGGGGUCCUCCCACAAGAUGUCAGAACGCAGCGUGCCGUCCUACACAUCAGGGCUGUACAGUGUACACGUGGCCUCUCGCCUCCAGCCCUGGCCCCGAGUCUCAACACAUGUUCCUCCGCAUGGGAAUGCAAUUAAGAGGUUCGAGUGUCUAAAUAGAAGGGGCUUUGCUGUGUUGCAUGCAAUUGUAGAUUACACCCAGAUCCUCCCCAAACCCAAACCCCCAUCUGAGAGUGUACUGGAGGGGGAAAAGGGGGGGGGGGGGAUCACAGUACAGUGGUAAGGGAGUUGUCACGCAUGUUUACGGUGAUUCAUUGACAUGGCAUAUGAUUCCUGCUCUCCGUAAACACCCAGGAGAGAUUACAGCAUCCGCCUGCCUGGGAUGAUCUGGGAGGCUCUGCACUCCUCACACAUAGCCCCCCCCUCCCAAAAGAAAGUGUGCCUUACCCAAGCCACUGCCUAUACAAAAGCAAUCCUCUGGUACUCCAGCCCAAGUGGUUUUACUUCGAGUGUAGGUUGAUAAUAAAAUGUUGUAAGGUUAGAGAAUGUACAGUCCAUUAUCACCUCAGGCUGUGAAAAGAUGGUUAUAUUUGAUUAUUUGUAGCUAUUGAUUUCUGUCUAGUUUUUUUUGUGUUUGUUUUUGUGUCAUCUUUUCUUUUUUUUUAAGUGUGCUGUCAUUCACUGGACAGGCUAAUGGAAAAGACUUGUGUGUGUGUGUGUGAAUGUGCUCCUGUAUAAUAGUCAUGUCAGUGUUGUUAUUAUUUUGUGUUUUGUGUGUUCAUUCUUGUCCCUCUCCUCACACAUGUAGUAAUAAUGUCAUUGGUUUCUUGUUUUACUGCCCCGGGUGCAGUAAUAUAAUUACCAGUCCUAAAUGAGAAAUAAAAAUGUAUUGAUCAUCAAAUAUAUGCAGUAUAACAUCUUCAGUAUUUUAUAUUGAGACAAAUAAUGUAGUAAUGCAUUUUGCACUGAAAACUUUUGAUACAAUAAAUUCGGUGAACAUUUACUGUACAGAUGAAUUAUGUUCAUAAUUAAAUAACAUCACGAGCCAUAAUUGAUGAAUAUGAUUAUGAAAAAAAGUACGAACUGCAGCAAUAAAUGUAAAUCACAUUUGACUCCAUCCCAGCCCUGUGUUUGUGUGUCUGUGUGUGUGUGUGUCUCUUUAUGUGUGUGUUCAGUGUCUUCAUGAUCAGAUAUGAUUGGCUAAGAACACUACAUCUGGUUGAGCCAAACAAGACCCUUAAGUCAAUACAAAACACAUUCUCCCUCACCUCUCUGUCUGUCUGUCUCUGC
This is a messenger RNA of Clupea harengus (Atlantic herring), 7325 nucleotides long. Its product is annotated as adhesion G protein-coupled receptor D2. The record is from RefSeq and is a predicted model, not a curated record. Gene Ontology annotation, molecular function: G protein-coupled receptor activity. Gene Ontology annotation, cellular component: plasma membrane. NCBI's taxonomy places the organism in Eukaryota, Metazoa, Chordata, Actinopteri, Clupeiformes, Clupeidae. Gene Ontology annotation, biological process: cell surface receptor signaling pathway; adenylate cyclase-activating G protein-coupled receptor signaling pathway.